Molecule: messenger RNA, 612 nt
Organism: Bubalus bubalis (water buffalo)
Lineage: Eukaryota; Metazoa; Chordata; Mammalia; Artiodactyla; Bovidae
Gene: POLR2K
Product: RNA polymerase II, I and III subunit K
Exons: 4
Coding region: 264-440 (58 amino acids)
Biological process (GO): DNA-templated transcription
Cellular component (GO): RNA polymerase III complex; RNA polymerase I complex; RNA polymerase II, core complex
Molecular function (GO): DNA-directed RNA polymerase activity; zinc ion binding; DNA binding
Source: RefSeq, a predicted model, not a curated record
CUCAGCCACAGCCGAAACGGAAGGGGCGGAGACUCCGACACGUCAGAAGCGAGCGCCGGAAGUUGCCCGCGGCUCAGAGGCGAGUCGAAAUCUGUUUGGAGAGGCCUAAAGAUUUCUCCGUGUUACACCCAGCCAUGAAACAAAGUACUGACUAGGAAUUGAGACCUUUUUAGCUUUCCCUCGGAAAAAUGAUUCCUGGUUGGAUUUGUGAGGGCCCCGCUUUGAGAUAUUAAAUAUUUGAGUCUCCGAUUUCAGGGACAACAAUGGACACCCAGAAGGACGUUCAACCCCCAAAGCAGCAGCCAAUGAUAUAUAUCUGUGGAGAAUGUCACACAGAAAAUGAAAUAAAAUCAAGGGAUCCCAUCCGAUGCAGAGAAUGUGGAUACAGAAUAAUGUACAAGAAAAGGACUAAAAGAUUGGUGGUUUUUGAUGCUCGGUGAAACAUGAAAUUCAGAGGAAUAUCUUCAUUUUUAUUUGGAUUUGUUGUUAAUGUUGUAUAGAUUUUGAUUAGUGUACUUUAUGAAUACAAUUAUGUACACAUUUCAUUUUAAAAAACCAUAUUGUAUUUAGAUAUCUAUUAAUAGCUUAUAUAAAGAUAAUAUUUUUCAGUUA